AUGGCGCAACCACGCAAUAAUCCUUUCUCUAGGACCUCACCGGGUCCUAGCAGCGGCCGGCCGAAAUCCGCUGUCUUCUCCUCGCCAUCCCCGCUAUCCGCCGUCUCGACUCCCACGGCGCACGCCAGAACCCAGUCCCAUGCUUCGAUAGCACCCGCAGCACCCUCAGCACCUGCCGCUGCGUCGGCGAUACCCCCCGCGGCUGGCCAUUUCCGCCAUAACCGUUCCGACUCAAGGAACAGCGGCUCUGGCACUUUUGCGCCCUCCUUCAUCAAGACGGAGGAGAUGCGACGCGGUUCCGAUACGGUCAGAGGCAUUGAAGGCGAGAACGACUUCUCUGGAAAGCGAUAUGUGUGGCUUAAGGAUCCCCAAGUCGCCUUUGUCAAAGGUUGGGUCGUUGAGGAUUUGGCGAACAACAGGAUACUCGUCCAGUGCGACGAUGGCACUCAACGAGAAGUUGACGCUGAGAGCGUUGACAAAGUCAAUCCUGCCAAGUUCGACAAGGCAAACGAUAUGGCCGAGUUGACCCAUCUGAACGAGGCGUCUGUGGUCCAUAACCUCCACAUGAGAUAUCAAUCCGACUUGAUCUACACCUAUUCCGGUCUUUUCUUGGUCACAGUCAACCCGUACUGCCCGCUGCCUAUCUACACGAAUGAGUACAUCAAUAUGUACAAGGGAAGGAGUAGGGAGGAUACGAAACCCCACAUCUACGCAAUGGCAGACCACGCCUUCCGCAAUCUGGUGGACGAAGGUGAAAACCAGAGCAUCCUAGUCACCGGUGAGUCUGGUGCAGGUAAAACCGAAAACACCAAGAAGGUCAUCCAGUACCUUGCGGCAGUUGCGCACUCCGAAUCGCCCGUCAAGAACAAGUCGCAACAGUCAAACCUCUCUCAGCAGAUCCUCCGCGCCAACCCGAUUCUUGAAGCUUUUGGAAACGCCCAAACGGUGCGAAACAACAACUCCUCGCGAUUCGGAAAGUUCAUUCGCAUCGAGUUCAACCGUGCAGGCGCUAUUGCCGGCGCAUUCAUUGACUGGUAUCUGCUUGAGAAGUCACGCGUCGUGAGAAUCAACGGACAUGAGAGAAAUUACCACGUUUUUUACCAGUUGCUCAAGGGUGCUGAUAGGAAGAUGAAGUCCGAGUUUCUUCUUGAUGGACUCGACGUGGAGGACUUUGCAUACACCCGCCCCGGCCACGACACCAUCGUCGGAGUGUCUGACCGCGACGAGUGGGACUCCCUGAUGGAGGCCUUCUGCGUCAUGGGCUUCUCGGACAAAGAGCAGAGCUCCAUUCUCCGCACGAUCGCGGCUGUCCUUCACCUCGGAAAUGUUUCUGUUGUCAAGGAGAGCCGUGCUGCAGACCAAGCCCGCUUAGCACCCGAUGCCAAGGAUCAGGCGGCCAAGGUAUGCAAGCUUCUAGGAGUUCCUCUCGAGCCCUUUUUGCAGGGCCUGCUGCACCCCAGGGUCAAAGCCGGUCGCGAAUGGGUUGAGAAGGUCCAGACUCCUGAGCAAGUCAGGUUGGGUUUGGACGCCCUGUCCAAAGGUAUCUACGAAAGGGGGUUCGGCGACCUUGUUACCCGUAUCAAUCGUCAGCUAGACCGAACAGGCAUGGGCUUGGACGAUUCGCGCUUUAUUGGUGUGCUGGAUAUCGCCGGUUUCGAAAUCUUCGAGGAGAACAGCUUCGAGCAGCUUUGCAUAAACUACACCAACGAAAAGCUCCAACAGUUCUUCAAUCACCAUAUGUUCGUCCUUGAGCAAGAAGAGUACGCAAGGGAACAGAUCGAAUGGCAGUUCAUCGACUUUGGACGCGACCUGCAGCCCACAAUCGACCUCAUCGAGCUUUCCAACCCUAUCGGUAUCUUCUCUUGCCUAGACGAAGACUGUGUGAUGCCCAAGGCGACAGACAAGUCUUUUACGGAGAAGCUCAACUCGCUCUGGGACAAGAAGUCCAACAAAUACAGACCCUCGAGACUGGGACAAGGCUUCAUCCUGACACAUUACGCGGCAGAGGUCGAGUAUUCCACCGAUGGCUGGUUAGAGAAGAACAAGGACCCGUUGAACGAUAAUAUCACUCGCCUACUUGCCUCCUCCACAGACAAACACAUUGCCGAUCUUUUCGCCGACUGCGCUGACAUGGACGAUGACAUUGGCGCCAGCCGGAAUCGGGUCAAGAAGGGCUUGUUCCGCACCGUUGCCCAGCGCCACAAGGAGCAGCUGCACAGUCUGAUGGCUCAGCUGCACUCUACCCACCCUCACUUCGUCCGAUGCAUUCUGCCGAACCACAAGAAGAAGCCAAAGCAGUUCAACAAACUGCUUGUCCUCGAUCAACUCCGAUGCAAUGGUGUUCUCGAGGGAAUCCGCAUUGCUCGAACUGGUUUCCCCAACCGUUUGCCGUUUGCGGAAUUCCGCCAGCGUUACGAGGUCCUCUGCAGAGACAUGCCGAAGGGAUACCAAGAAGGUCAAGCCGUUGCAGCCAUGAUGCUUGACAAGCUCGGCCUUGACAGGGCCUUGUACCGCGUAGGUCUUACGAAGGUCUUCUUCAGGGCCGGUGUCUUGGCCGAGCUGGAAGAGCAACGCGAUGCGUUGAUCACGGAAAUCAUGUCCCGCUUCCAGUCCGUCGCAAGGGGUUACAUUCAGCGACGGAUUGCAUACAAGAGACUGUUCCGAACAGAAGCCACUCGCAUCAUCCAGAAGAACUUCAACGUCUACCUGGGUCUUAUGGAAAACCCGUGGUGGCAACUCAUGGUGAAGAUGAAGCCCCUGUUGGGUGCAACCAGGAGUGCCACCGAGGUCAAGAAGAGGGAUGCCAUGAUCCGCCAGCUCCAGGACAAGAUGAACCAAGAAGCCGACGACCGUCACAGAUUGGAGGAGGAAAGGCGGAACGUUCACAACGAAAUGGUCCGUAUCCAGCAGACACUAGAGAGCGAGCGUGCGCUCGCCCUGGACAAGGAGGAAAUUUUCAAGCGCUUGCAGCUUCGCGAAACCGAGCUCGAGGAGAAACUCUCUGGUGCCAUCGAUGAUCAAGAGAGAUUGGAGGACCAGCUCGAUGAUUUGCUUGAGGCAAAACAGCGCGCCGAACAGGAUGUUGAGAAGUACCGCGCUCAAUUGGAGCAAGCUGCGCUGCUUAUCGCCAGACUCGAGCAAGAAAAGUCGGACCUUUCGGCGAGAAUGGAGGAGCUGGAGCACUCCAUUGAGGAGAUCUCAAAGAAGCAGUCCGAGCGCAGUGAGCAGGAGAAACGACUGGAGGACGAGAUUAAGAUGCUUCAAAGCCAACUGAAUCUCAAGGAUCGCAAAGCACGAGAUUUGGAGGCCAAGCUUCUGAAGGUUGACCAGGAUGCCGAAGUCAAGUUACGUACGGCGCAAAAGGACCUGCAGUCAUCCAAGUCCAGAGAAUCUCAGCUAGCCCUGGAGAACCGCCAAGUUCAACAACAGCUUUCCGAGCUUUCCAAAACCUCAACAGAUUAUGAGGAUCUCAUUCGGAAGAAAGAAAGCGAGCUUUCGGUUCUGCGAGGCGACAACAAGAAAUACGAGAUGGAGCGACGCAGUUUUGAAGACCAGAAAAAGGCUCUUGCUUCCGAAAAGGAAACUGCAGCUGACAAGCUUCGCGAUGUGCAAGCAGAGCUGACAGCCAUCAAGUCUCAGCAGUCCCAACUGGAGAGAGAGGCAGAGGAUGCCAAGAAGCUCCUUGAAGCUCGGUUGUCUGAAGACGCGCAAGCAGACGAGAAUCGCCAGGUUUUGGAGGCGCAGAUCAAGGAUCUCAAGGACGAACUCUACAACAUCCAAAAGGAGCUCAGCCGAGAGCGCCAAUCCCGCGAUGAUGUCCUCUUACUGAGCGAGCACAAGUUCAACGCUCUCCAGGAAGAAUACGACCACCUCAAUGAGUCUAAGAUCAUCAUCGAAAAGGAGCUCUACGUGCAGCAAGAUCACUUACGCCGAACCAAGGAGGCCCGCGACACGGCUGAGAAGGAACGCGAUGAAGCUCGACAGGAGAUCAGGCGCCUUCGUAUCGCCAAGACUGAGGCCGAAGAAGCCCGUGUGCAAGCCGAAGUUGAGGGAGAGCGUGCUGCUACUCGAGCCGCUCGUGAGAGAGAGGAAAGUCUUCGCAAGGACCUCGAUGCUGCCCACGAACGAUUGAAGUGGUUUGAAGAUGAAUGCGCCAACCUGAACCGACAAGUCGAGGACCUGAACAAAUUGAUCCUCGAAUCUGGAGAGUUCGGGCUCAAGAACGACCAGGAGAAGGAGAGACUCGAGCGCGAAAUAGUCACAGUCAAGGGCCGCCUCAAAGCAUCCGAGAACGACAACCGCGCUCUUCUUAACAAACUUCAGCAGAAGGGCUUGGAGAUUGCGCGCUCAAGUUCGAGAGCCAGUGAGGCUUCCAGAGGCCAGGUUUUGGGUCUUCAGAAGGAGAAGACCCGCCUCGAGGAGCAGAAUGCCGUACUGCACAAACAGUUUGGCGACUCGCAGCUCACUAUCGCCGGUCUCGAGAAGAAGGUUGAGAAGUUGCAACUCAAUUUGGAAGACCUCAACCACGAAGUGGCCCGUGAAGCUAAGACCUCGAGGAACGCCGAAAAGAUGACAUCAACAUUCACAGCUCAACUGGCUGAAGCCAACAGGACGAUUGAGUCCGAACGUCAACAGCGUACUCAGGCGCAAGCAACUGUUCGCACUCUGCAGACAACCAUGGAGGCUAGGGAAAAGGAGCUGCAGGAGUUGAGAGCACAGAUGCUCAGCGUCCUCAAGACGGUCGAUCCCGAAGUUGUUCUUCCGCCCCAAGCAGACGGCGCAAACGAGGGCAUGCUCAGCAAGAACUUCGACCUGGUUAGGAAAGUUGAGGAUCUUAAGCAAAACCUUCGCGUUCAAACUGCUGCUCGCACAAACGCUGAAGCACAGCUAGCUGAGAUGCGAUCCAACCGAGGAGUCGACUCGCCCAUGAGACCAAAGCUGGAGGAAAUCAGUCCAAACGAGGCCCCGUUCAAUGGCUCCCCCACCUUCAGACGGUCGAAAAUGCAGACUCGCCAGUACUCCAACACUUCAACUCCGACUCGACGAUUCGAGCCAGAACCUCUCGACUCAGCUCGCUCCGAUAAGACCGAGGACAUUCUCAGCUUCAACAACCGAAUGGAUCUCAAGGCUGAAGUCGAGGAGUUGCAAAACCAGCUUCAGCUUGCUCAGAUGCAGAACCGUCAUCUCCAGAGCCAGAUUGACCGUAGCUCCUCGCCAUCGGACGAAUUCGACGAGAACCCAUCGUUACUCCGCAUGCAGAAGCUUGAGAAGGUCAACAGUCGUCUGCACGAUAUGCUGGACGACUCCUCUAAGAAGGUCUCGGCGUUGGAGCGAAGUGUGAGAACCGGGGAGCUUUCUCUGCGUGACAUUCAGACUCGAUCCCACGAGGAGAUUCUUGACGCCCUGAAUAGCCAGGAGGAGGCACGCCGGUCACUUCUGCACAGCCAUAGGGAUGCCAUCUCGGAGCUUUCCGACGUCAAGAACCACUUCGAGAAGAUGCGCCAUGACCGAGCCUCCAUUGAAGUGGAACUUCGCGACACGAAGUCUGACCUCGAGGAGAUGACAAUGGCUCGCGAACAGGAGGCGGACAGCCGCAACCAGUUGCUGCAGGAGUUUUCUGAUUUGCAGAUCCGACUCGACAAUGAGACGUCCAAACUUGCCGACGUGGGGGCCAGCUUGAACCUGUACAAGAGUCGUGCCGAUGAGUACUUCAGUAAAUUGGAGCAGGCGGAGAUCGCGGUGCUGAAGGCGAGCCGGGCGGAGCAGUUUGCGAAGGCUCAGGCUAAGGAGGCCGAGGAUACGUACGCCGAAAUCUUUUCUGAGAGGGAGAAGAUGGACGCUGCCAUCGAAGACCUACAACGCCAAAACCAGAGGUUGGAAGAGAAGCUCGAGGAUAUGUCCACAGAUCUUGAGACCACGACUCAAGCGAAGAAGCGCCUCCAGCACGAGCUCGAGGACUACAGAAACCAGAGAGCAAACGAUAUUGAAGAUAAGGAGCUGAGCAUGGAGCAGACUCGCAAGAAGUACCAAGCUGAGUUCGCCACCUUGACCAAGGAACUGGAUCUCGCUCGGGAGGAGAAGCUGUUCAAGCAAGCUGAAAUCGCUCGCCUGCGCGAGGAACUUGACGAGCUCCGCUCUAAGUGGGACGAUGAAGUUCUCAACAGUUCGACCUGGUCCAAGGAGAAGGCACGUCUCGAGUCGACCCUCGCCGACGUUGUGUCUUCCCGCGAUGAGGCCGUCAACGCUCAUAGUGAAGCACAAGGCAAGGUUGUUACCCUGCUCUCGCAAGUACGAUCCCUCCGCGCGUCAGUCGACGAUGUUACGUCCGAGAGAGACCUUCUCAUCCGAGAGAAGCGCAACAUUGAGGCACGUUUGGAAGAAGCAAAGGCUGGCCUUGAGGACCUCACGAACGGCGACAGCCCAUCUCUGCGUGACGCCGCCAACAUUGACAAGGAAAUGCUGGAGCUGAAGUCGAAUCUGGCUCAGCAAGAAGACAUCGCUGCCGCUGCAGUGGAGAAGAUGAGACGUGCUGAGGCUUUGGCAUCAGAGAUGCAGAAGGAGGCUAUGGUCGAACGCGAGGCCAGCUCUCAGCUUCAGAAGGACAAGGCCACUCUCGAGAAGUCGUUGAACGAGAUCCAGAUUAAGCUGGUCGACCUCGAAACAAAGGGCUACUCCAGCGCGAGCCACGACAUCAAGUUCCUCCACAAGCGCAUCCAGGAGCUCGAAUCCCACCUUGAGGAGCAUGAGACUGAACGGACCAAGUCCCAGCGAUCCGUCCGAAACGUGGACCGAAUCGUCAAGGAUCUCCAGGGCCAGAUCGAUCGCAAGGACAAGCAAAACACGCAACUGCAAGACGAUGUCUCCCGCAUGCGUGACAAGGUCGAGAAGCUCCUGCAAACAAUCGAGGAGCUUCAGUCCUCCGAGUCGGAGAUUCAGCUAUCGACGCGUCGUGCGGAGCGCGAGCUUCGUGAGGAGAAGGAGAAGUCACUCCGUCUGGAGCGCGAGAUUGAGAACAUCAAGGCUCUGAGAAUGGAGAAGGGCGCCGCAUCCCAGAUGGGAAGUGUCCGCGGCGCGUGGCGCACGGGAUUCAGUAUUGACGACGAGACCGCCUCGAUGAUCUCGGUGCCCAAGCGCAAGAGCAGCCUUAGCCGGGCUCCUAGUAUGACGAAGGGCUUCUUGUAA
This is a messenger RNA of Colletotrichum karsti, 7182 nucleotides long. RefSeq lists its product as uncharacterized. The record is from RefSeq and is a predicted model, not a curated record. The transcript is spliced from 3 exons. NCBI's taxonomy places the organism in Eukaryota, Fungi, Ascomycota, Sordariomycetes, Glomerellales, Glomerellaceae. Bases 1 to 7182 code for a protein of 2393 amino acids. Gene Ontology annotation, molecular function: cytoskeletal motor activity; ATP binding; actin filament binding. Gene Ontology annotation, cellular component: myosin complex.